Eutrema salsugineum is the source of this 2354-nucleotide messenger RNA. RefSeq lists its product as uncharacterized. The record is from RefSeq and is a predicted model, not a curated record. NCBI's taxonomy places the organism in Eukaryota, Viridiplantae, Streptophyta, Magnoliopsida, Brassicales, Brassicaceae. Bases 81 to 2237 code for a protein of 718 amino acids. The transcript has a single exon.
AAAUUAGCAAUCUCUCAUUUUUUUAAGAUCAUCUAGUGAAAAAACGAAGAAGAAGAAAAACAAAAAAAAAGAGACAAAAAAUGGGGAAGCCAACGACCCAAAACAAUAGCUUUAUAAACCACUUCAGCCACCCACACCGUCUUCAGUUAACACCGGCUACGUCUUCACCACCGUGCUCCGCCUGUAAACUCGCCGGAGGCAAUGGCCGGGUUUACUCAUGUAGACCAUGCAACUUCUCUCUCCAUGAGUCAUGCAGCAAGAUGAGUCAGGUAAUUACACACCCUUCUCACCCGUCUCAUACGCUUACCCUUCUCGUAGCUCCUGUUUACGACGGUGGAUACUUCAACUGCGACGGUUGUGGUGUCAUCGGGACUGGUUUUGGCUACCAAUGUUCUCGUUGCGACUUUGACAUCCACGCACUUUGCGCUUACAAGCCGCUCUCAAUCAUCCACAAGUCUCAUCCGCAACAUAACCUUAAGCUCACGUUUCACUCUCCCUAUGGAGCCAAUAAAGGGUUCUCUUGCGAUAUUUGCCUUAAGAUUGGGAAAAACCAGUGGCUCUAUCGAUGCACCCCUUGCGAAUUCGACGCUCAUGUCGGUUGCAUCACUGCUCCUCAGCCUCAUCUCCUUCAACAUAGUAGUUCUGCACCUACUCCUCAUGUUCAUCAUUCCGGUCACCCUCAACAUCAAAACUCGCUUCCUAUGAUUAAUCAAGGCAUUAACAAGCCCAGACAAAGGCCCAUGACUAGGCCUAAUGGGUCCAUCGGUAAUCCUAAUAGACCUAAUGGUCCCAUUGGAUAUCCCGAUAGACCUAGAGCUCAAAACAUGGCUGCUUGUGGACCAAGAAGACAAAAUAACAACUUGGGUUAUAAUGGUCAGGGUGGGCCUAUUGGACCUAUUGAACUUCUUGGUCAAGUAGGACAGAAUCUUGGUCAAGGGUCAAUGGACGGAAGUGUCUAUGAUGGAAGUGCGGGGAACGAAGAGUUUGAUGCUGAAGUCGAUGUUGAGAUUGAUUAUGAAGUUGAUGCUUAUGAAGCUACUGAAGAUGGACAAGGUAUUGACGAGGGCCAAGAAGUUGAUGCUAACGGACUUGAAAUCGUGGCUUAUGGUGAUGAUGGAGAUGCUGCUUGUAGUGAGAGUGAUUUUGGAGGAAGCAGUGAUGCUCGAAGUCAAUGUAAUGAUUUGUCUGAUCAUGGUGAUCUUUAUCCACUAUCAGUUCGUACGAACCAAGGGUCGAAUGGUGGUAGGAAGAAAAACCCGAAUCCAAAUAGUCCGGCCGCUCGAUCGAAGAAUAUGGGUCUUAAUGGGCCACGAAGUGCGCUUCAAGGGUCUAAGAAUCCAAUCCAAAGUCCUAAAGGAUCUCAAGCUAGAAGAGUGCAAAAUAUGCGUAAUAAUGCAAUAAGAGCUGGUGAGAAUGUCAGAUAUAAUAGGCCUCGUGGCCAAGCUAUUGCAACAUUUAACGGACCUCAGGGAUUCAAUGGGCCUAGUGGUGGACCCUCCAAUGUGAUUGAUAGUGGUGGCAACAAUGAUAACUACAACCAAGGUGAUGGGACUGAGGUGUAUGGUGGUGACUAUGACGAGAGUUAUGGUGAUGAUUAUACUGGUGGUAAUGGUGAUUGUGACUUUGAAGUUGGAGGCAAUUAUGACGACAACGGCGAUGGUCAAGCUUAUGAUGAUACUUAUGGUGAAAACGAUUUCGAAAGCUACAGCGAUAUCACUGGAGGAAGUGAGUCUAUGUACGAUGGAGAUGAAUAUUAUGAGACUAUGGAGGAUUCACAAUAUAAUGGUUUAAAUGAUGAACCCAAUAACCAGUAUUUACCCAUGGUUGGGCCGGUGGGUGGACCUGGAAUGAAUAAUCAAAAUCAGUACGGUCAGCCCGACAAAGCAAGGAACAUGGGAAGGUAUGGGCGUGGUGGUACUACAAAUAUGAGCAGAUAUGGUAACAUGAAUCAAGGUGCAAAUAGUACUCAGCCUAGAGCUAUGGGUCGAACGCUCCAAUAUCGGCGAAAUGGAGGACCUUCUAGGGUUAAUGGAGGACCUAAUGUGCCUUAUGGAGGCCCCAUCGGACCUAAUGGACCUAAUGGAAAUACGGUGAUGAAUACAAUGGUGCAGAGUUUGUGUCAAGGCUUUGCGAUGAACAUGCUCAUUAGCGGUGGUGGUGAUGUUAACGGUGGAGUUGGUGAUGGUGGUGGAUCAUCGAUCAUGGGAGGCUUAUUUGGUAGUGAAUCAGAAAUUUGAUUCUAAAAGAGAUGGAAAAUUGGAAUUGGAGAAACUGAAAAAUUGUUUUUCUUAUAUAUAUAUUUUGCGAGUUUGUAUUUUUUUUUGUAUUUUUUUUUUUGUAUUUUUUCCUUUUAU